Molecule: messenger RNA, 2154 nt
Organism: Papaver somniferum (opium poppy)
Lineage: Eukaryota; Viridiplantae; Streptophyta; Magnoliopsida; Ranunculales; Papaveraceae
Product: NAC domain-containing protein 40-like
Exons: 5
Coding region: 538-1839 (433 amino acids)
Biological process (GO): regulation of DNA-templated transcription
Molecular function (GO): DNA binding
Source: RefSeq, a predicted model, not a curated record
CUAAGCUAGUUUUUAGACGAGAAAUUUUAUUGUAAUUUAGUAUAGGGGGUUUUGGUUUUGUUUCUAACGUAGCUGAUGCUUUUCUCAAUUGUGUAUUUAGCUUCUGAUUAUAAGUUUUUAAUUGCAUUGGGAACGUCUUAUUCCGUAGUUCUAUCUCGUUUUUUUUUCAAUUUUGAUGAUGCACAAUGGGUGUUUGUUGCUUGUUCAAUGUCGUUUCUGUCAUCUCCAUUGUCAUAUGUGCACAAGCAUCAUCGGUAGAGUAUUUUUGUCAUCGCCACCAGCCUCAGAAGCCGGAACACUUGGUCCAAAUGUAUACAUACCACUACUGGGAGAACCGGUAUGUGAAGAUUUCAUCCCAAAGGCACCACUAUAUAAUCAAUCCACCAGAAUCAUCCGAUGACAUAUCUUGUAUUUUCUCGCUGAAACUUGCCACCACUUUUGUUAUCACUACUCUCUGUCUGUCAAGUCAGCCAUUUCUGCAACGACCUUCUCUUUAAUUGCUUCGUCACACCGUAAGAAGAUUUCUUCUCUGUUAAGAUGAAGAAGAAGAUGGGUGACCAAAAUAUUGUCUCAAACUCCGAUUCAUCUCCACCGGAAAAGAACAGCCCAGCUGCUGAUCAACUUACUUGCAGUGGAUCAUCAAGACCAAUUGGGUUUAGAUUUAAACCAACUGAUGCAGAGUUGAUAUCUAAUUUCCUCACUAAAAAAAUCAGAGGCCAACAGUUAAGAUCUAAUGACAUCCAAGAAGUUAAUCUUCGUGAUAUCACUUAUGCGGACCUUACAGAGAAGUAUAAGGAAUAUGCUGUAUAUGGAGCAGAAUGGUAUUUCUUCACUACCAGAGAACGAAAAUAUCCUAAAGGGGGUCGACCUAGACGUGAUGCUGGUAAUCACGAGGGAUACUGGAAAGCUUCUGGGAAAGUUAAACAGAUAGAAGACGAACACAAAAGAGUAAUUGGGACUAAAAGGACUUUGGCUUACCAGAUACUCAAUAAGAAUUCAUCGACCAAAGAAAGUACCAAUACUGAUUUAAAAAUGGUAGAGUACGUUGUGGUCGAUGCUGAAAUUGCAGCAGUUCCUGACACUAACAUGGAAUGUGCAACCGAUAUAGUGAAGCCAUUUACAGAUUUUUGCUUGUGUAAAAUAUAUAAGAAUCCUAGUAAAUCACCAGGAAAUUCAGAUAUACCCACUGAUGGUGAUGCUCAGGAGAUGGAAUUCGUCGAUCCGUUUCCAUGGUUUGGAAAUAAUCUAAGUGUAGAAGAGGAAAAUGAACACUGGGAGAUGGAACUUAAAGAAGAAAACCAAACGAACGCUUACUUUAAUGAGCUACCAGAUAUGAAUCAAAAUGAUCCGGAUUUCUGGGAUUUUGAUGGACAACAUCUUCUCACAGAUGAGCAACUCUCCCUUAUCAGAUGUGACCGGAUUAAUUCACCAGUUGCCGCGCAGCAUCAGCAACAGCCACAACAACAAUGGCAUCCGCAGCAGCAGGGACAACAACAAUUGAGUCAGCAGCAGCCGACACAACUACAGUGGCGUCCACAGCAGCAGCUACAACAACAAUGGCUUCAGCAGCAGCAGACACAACAACAAUGGCGUCCGCAGAAGCAGCCACAACAACAAUUGGUUCAGCAACAGCAGACACAACAACAAUGGCGUCCGCAGCAGCAGCCACAACAACAAUGGCAUCAGCAGCAGCAGGAGACACAACAACAUUGGCAUCCGCAGCAGCAGACACAACAACAAUGGCAUCAGCAGCAGCAGACACACAACAAUAGCAUCAGCAGCGGCAGCCACAACAGAAGAGGCAACAGCACAAGCAGCAGCGCAAAUAGCUUGAGAUAGUGUCACCUCAAUGAAGACAGCAGUGCUGCAUCCUGGACUGGAUGUUAUAAGCUUUUAAUUGAUCAGUACCUUUUUUUUUCCUAGAAAACCUUUGGAUUAUAGCCAAGCAUGGAUUCUUAGUUUGAUCAUAGUCGAACCAAAUUGUGUUUUAUUUCUUAGAUUUAAUUUCUCCUAAACUAACAAAUGAUGAAGGCUUAAUCAUUUCGAGAUCCUUAAUGUGGUUGUUGGUAUGGAACUCACCACUAACUAAAUUGACUUCCACUCAUAUGUUUGUGAGCUCUUGUUUUUUGCUUCUUCUCAGUUGUGCCACCUCUG